Messenger RNA from Quercus robur (English oak), 810 nucleotides. RefSeq lists its product as uncharacterized. Bases 1 to 810 code for a protein of 269 amino acids. The transcript has a single exon. The record is from RefSeq and is a predicted model, not a curated record. NCBI's taxonomy places the organism in Eukaryota, Viridiplantae, Streptophyta, Magnoliopsida, Fagales, Fagaceae.
AUGGCAGGUGACCCCUCGAGACGUAAUCAGAGUCUAUAUUACGCGUACCACCAAGAGCCAGGUCACACCACCAAUGAUUGCAGGAAUCUAAGAAACCAUUUGAACCGGCUCGUUCGGGAAGGGAAGUUAAGGCAUCUGUUGCAUCGUCCUGAAGGAUGGCAGAAACAGUCAAACAUUGAAACCAGACAAAGUACAUUGAGGCCACCCCUGGGCACCAUAAAUGUCAUUCUCGCCGCACCUGGAAGGACCGAUUCUAGCCCCUCCAGAGUAAUGUCAGUGGGCAGAUUCCCGACCGAGCCGGACGAUAGGGAGUCUAAGAGAGCCAAAGUAACUGCCUCGCCUUUAAUCGGGUUCUCGGAUGAGGACAAACAAGGAACCCUACAACCCCACGAUGAUGCCCUAGUUGUCACGCUCAGAAUUGGAGGUUAUGACGUAAAAAGAGUGUUGGUUGAUCAAGGCAGCGCCGUGGAAGUAAUGUAUCCUGACUUGUAUAAAGGAUUGAACUUGAAGCCAGAGGACUUGUCGGCAUACGACUCCCCUUUGGUCAGUUUUGAAGGAAAAACCGUCAUCCCCAAAGGCAUGAUUAGGCUGCUUGUACAAACAGAUUCAGACGUGGUGGAGGUAGACUUCAUUGUAGUCGAUGCGUAUUCCCCCUACACGGCCAUCGUGGCCCGACCAUGGCUUCAUGCACUAGGGGCUAUGUCAUCGACUUUACACCAAAAAGUGAAGUAUCCAUCAGGAGGGCGAGUGAAAGAAGUCGUUGGGAACCAAGGAAUGGCUAGGCAAUGCAUGGUGUCGGCAAUCUCAUGA